Messenger RNA from Zingiber officinale, 864 nucleotides. Its product is annotated as histone acetyltransferase GCN5-like. Gene Ontology annotation, molecular function: histone H3 acetyltransferase activity; protein binding. The record is from RefSeq and is a predicted model, not a curated record. Gene Ontology annotation, cellular component: histone acetyltransferase complex. The transcript has 6 exons. Bases 290 to 610 code for a protein of 106 amino acids. Lineage: Eukaryota; Viridiplantae; Streptophyta; Magnoliopsida; Zingiberales; Zingiberaceae. Gene Ontology annotation, biological process: positive regulation of transcription by RNA polymerase II; chromatin remodeling.
GUUGUUUGAGCAUUUUUCUAAUUGUCAAUCAUAUAUGAUAGAAUAGCUUAUUAUUGGAUCACUGAUUUUGAAUUUUCAGGCAAUAGACGAGAAGAUUCGGGAGCUUUCAAAUUGUCACAUUGUUUAUCAAGGAAUUGAUUUUCAGAAGAAAGAAGCAGGUAUUCCUAAAAAUCCAAUUAAAGUUGAGGACAUUCCUGGUCUCAAGGAUGCUGGUUGGACUCCAGACCAAUGGGGCCACUCAAAAUUUAGGACAACAAAUGCUUCAGAGCGCCAGCAGCUUAAUAAUUUCAUGCGAAAUCUUCUAAAGCUCAUGUUUGAACAUCCUGAUGCAUGGCCAUUCAAGGAACCAGUAGAUGCUCGUGAAGUGCCUGAUUAUUAUGAUAUUAUAAAAGAUCCUAUGGAUCUAAGGACCAUGUCUAAGAGGCUAGAGUCAGGACAGUACUACGUGACCUUCGAGAUGUUUGUGGCUGAUGUGAAGAGAAUGUGUGGAAACGCACGCACCUACAACUCCCCAGAAACAAUAUAUUUCAAGUGUGCAAAUAGGCUGGAAAACUUUUUCACAAGCAAGGCCCAAGCUUACAUUCUUCAAAUUUCAAGCAAGAGUUCGUAGGAAUUACGCAUGUAAUUGUGGCUUGCUCCAUUGCUGGUGUGCCUUCUGGGUUAUAGAGGAUGCUUAUUAUUCUACAUCAACUAUUUUCCGAGUUCAUUUAGGUCAGUGGUAGAUUUGCUAGACUAUUGAAAAUUCUGGUUUUUCAUUUUUUUAUUGUGCCAGUUUUGUUGUAAAUUAUAUAAGAAACUUGCUAUCUAUGGGACACUGAAAAAUGGUCAAGGAUGUUCAUUGCAAACCUCGAGUAGAAUUGUACA